Molecule: messenger RNA, 1164 nt
Organism: Closterium sp. Naga37s-1
Lineage: Eukaryota; Viridiplantae; Streptophyta; Zygnematophyceae; Desmidiales; Closteriaceae
Source: the annotation of a GenBank genome assembly
AUGGCCCUGGUGGAGGCCAUGAUCACAGCGCGGGUGAAGGACGUGCGGGACGAGCUCGAGUCGCAAGUGAAGGGAUUGAAGGAGCAGGUGGAGGCGGCGAGAGGCAAGGCGAGAGACGCGGCAAGCGAGGUGAGGGCGGUGAUCAAGCGGCAGGAGGCGGAGAUAGCGGACGUGAAGGGGACUUCAGCGCACAUUGAGGCGCAAAUGAACGACGUGGAUCUGGCGGUGGCGGGGUGGAAGAGCACGCGGGAGCAGUGCGACGAGCGCAGCUACGGCAGCUCGGGGGAGCAUGCAGAGGCGGAGGGCCGCGAGGGGAAAAAGAGGAAGAGGGAGGAGGCUGGGAGGGGGGACGAAAUGGCAUGUUCUGGUGAUUCUGCAGACGCUGCUGCUCGCGGAGGUGCAGCACCGGUCAACUCGACUGCUUCGAAUGAAAAGCGGGAUGCAGCGGACAAUACGAAAUGGGAGGAUAAAUGGCAUGAGCUGAAGGGUAGGGUGGACGAGGUAGGGCGCCAAGUGGCGACGCUGGAGAAGACGAGUGACGAGGGGAAGGGGUGUGGGAGGCGAUGCUCGCUCUGUCACCAGCAGCAGCACAGGGCAGAAGCAAAUGAACGACCCUUUGUGGAACAAGUUACCUCGAGUAGCUUUCGCGCCACCAUGCAUCUCCUCGCCGACCGCCGAUGGAGCUAUAUCGUGAGUCGCGCCGUGGAUGGAAGGGUGAUGGCUCAGGUGGACGGCCAGGUUGUCCCUCAGGAUCUGGAAGCCGGUAACAAGAAGCAGCACUGGCGAACCAUUCGCUGCGGCGACGGUUACCACCUCAUCCAGAAUCGCGCGACGAAGAACGUUCUGGACCACUGGGGCGGGGAGAAAAUCGCGGCAGAAAAUCGCAACUGGACGGACCAUCACCACCAGUGGCAGAUCAUCAACGUGGACGACGGAUUCGUGGCCUUCAAGAACCGCGCAUCGGGAAACGUUCUUGACUUCUGGUAUGAAAGUAGCUACAUGGCUACUAAUGACGACCUGCAUCACCACCACCACAACUGGCGGAUUAUCCGCGCGGAUCAGGUGGCGGGUGCUGAACAUUCGGCGACGUCAUCGGAUGAGGAGGAGGAGUCUCCGGGAGUCAAGGUGAAGAAGAUCAAGUGCAACGAGAAUGACCUGCUGUGA